CCGCCGCCCACGCAGCCUCACCUGGGCCCGGCCCGCUGCCAGGUCCCGCCCCGCGCGGCCCGGUCCCACCCUUCUCGGAUUUAGUCCUGGCAGCUCCCGAGGCCCCGCAGCCGCCGCUUCCGCCUUUGCCAGACAUGCUCCCGGAGGCGGGCGCCCCGUGGCUGCUGAGGCUACUCCGGGACACCCAGCUGGCCCAGUUUUACAGAUCCAUACUCGAGGAGCUGAAUGUUACCCGGCCAGAGCACUUCGACUUCGUAAGACCUGAGGAUCUGGACAGCAUUGGCAUGGGCCGGCCUGCCCAGCGCAGACUGGCUGAAGCUCUGAAGAGGCACCGUUUGGGGCACAAGCCUAAGAACUGGGUCUACAAGAUCCUUGGGGGGUUUGCCCCUGAGCAGAAGGAGACCACCCCACCUUCGGACAACCCUCCAUCCCUCCCUGAGCCAGAGGGGGGACUCAAGUGUCUGAUCCCAGAUGGUGCUGUGUGCAGAGGGGAGCUGCUGGGCUCCGGCUGCUUUGGCGUGGUGCACCGAGGGCUGUGGACACUGCCCAGCGGUCAGACUGUCCCAGUGGCUGUCAAGUCCCUCCGGGUGGCUGCCGAAGGCUCCGUGGGCACGGAGCUGAGGGACUUCCUUCGAGAGGUGUCGGUCAUGAUGAACCUGGAGCACCCACAUUUGCUACGUCUGCACGGGCUCGUGCUGGGCCAGCCUCUGCAGAUGGUAAUGGAGCUGGCGCCGCUGGGCUCCCUGCACGCGCGCCUGACCGCGCCGGCCCCGGCACCCCCGCUGCCCGUGGCUCUGCUCUGCCUCUUCCUGCGGCAGUUGGCAGGGGCCAUGGCGUACCUGGGGGCCCGCGGGCUGGUGCACCGGGACCUCGCUACACGCAACUUGCUGCUGACCUCGCCCUGCACGAUCAAGGUGGCCGACUUCGGGCUGGUGCGGCCGCUGGGCGGCGCCCGGGGCCGUUACGUGAUGGGCGGGCCCCGCCCCAUCCCCUAUGCCUGGUGUGCCCCGGAGAGCCUACGCCAGGGGGCCUUCUCUUCUGCCUCGGACGUGUGGAUGUUCGGCGUGACGCUGUGGGAGAUGUUCUCUGGGGGCAAGGAGCCCUGGGCCUGGGUCCCGCCCUACCUCAUCCUGCAGCGGCUGGAGAAGGACCAAGCCCGGCUGCCUAGGCCUCCUCUCUGCUCCAGGGCCCUCUACACCCUCGCCUUGCACUGCUGGGCCCUCCAUCCUGCUGAUCGGCCCAGCUUCUCGUCCCUGGAGGGGCUGAUCCAAGAGGCCUGGCCUCCUGAGGGGCGCUGUGUGAGGGAUGUCUCAGAGCCAGGUGCCCUGAGGAUGGAGUGUGGUGAUCCCAUCACUAUCAUCGAGGGCAGCCCCAGCUCCACAACCUGGAAGGGCCAGAAUGGUCGCACAUUAAAAGUGGGCAGCUUCCCAGCCUCGGCAGUGACGCUGACCGACCUGAAGGGCUCGCCGGCCACCUGUCCAGUCCACAGAGGCUCCCCUGCCUGGGAAGAGCAGAGACGGGGAAGCGUGGACGGGGCCAGAGCCAAGGCAAAGCUUCGGGAGCCACCUCCAGCUCAGGGUCAGAAAAGGAACAUGCCCCUGCAGAGGAGAAAGGGCAUUUCCAAGAGUCUGGAAUCUGUUCUGUCCCUGGGCCCCUGCCCCACAGGGGGUGGUUUGAGCCCCCCUGAAGUUCGAAAAGCCAGAGAUGUCCCCCAGGGGCCCCCAGGCCUGCCACCCCGCCCUCCCUUUGCCUCCGGCUCUUCUCAGUCCAACCAGCCCCCCAGGGAGCGGCCUCCCUGGCCCAAAAGAGAACCCCUGCACAGUCACCCCUUGGGAGCGCCUGGAGCCAGCAAAGCCGCUGUUCUCUCCGGAGGUCUCUUGCCCGACCCCGAUUUGCAGAAGAGGGUUAUGGAGGUGGAGCUGAGCGUACAUGGAGUCACCCACCAGGAGUGCCAGGCGGCACUGAGAGCCACUGGAGGAGAUGUGGUUUCUGCCAUCCAGAACCUUAAGGUAAAGGCAGACCCUUCUCUUGGGCUCCCCCCUCUCCUGCCCCUGCCCUCUGGCACUCAGCUGCCCUCCCUCCUGCUUCCACAGGUAGACCAGCUCUUCCACCUGAGCAGCCGGUCCAGAGCCGACUGCCGGCACAUCUUGGAGCAUUACCACUGGGACCUCUCAGCGGCCAGUCGCUAUGUCCUGGCUCGGCCCUAAGCUCUGCUCCUUUAGACAUGGACACCAGAUGCACCAAGGAGCUGACCCUGUGGGGGCGAGCAGAGCAGAACAAGGUCCUGAAAGGGUGUAUGUUCUCAUCUGAAGAGAGCCUGCCAUAGGCAGGUCCAGGAGUCCAAGGUUGGGCACUGACGCGUGUCUCCUACCCUGCCUCUUGGCCUCUGAAGGCUCAAGCUCCCUUGGCUGGGUCACAGAAGGAUCUAGUCCACCCUUGCUCACCACAUUGCCAACCAGGAGGAGGACUUAGAGGAACAGAGCUGCUACCCACCAUCCCCACAGGCAGCUUGUACUUGCUACAGAGAAUGCCCAAGUGGACAUACUGAACCCUGGGAACAGCCAUCCUGAGCUGCCUUCAGCUCCACACUGAGCUCCGGGGGCACAGCCAUCUCGGGUGAUGGGAGCAGCCAUACUGACUUGGGGCACGUGGCCCAAACUGCCGGGGCCGGGGCCGCAGCCAUCAUGGGUGAUGAAAGUUGCUGUCUAGGAUGCAAGGACACUUGAUCCUGGCAGCAUGGAUUACGAGACGAGACGAGACGGGCCAGCCCCACCCGGCCCAGCUGCCAUAUUUCCCUUUGUUUCUCCCCAUACCAACUCUUUCUUCUGCCCUCUCCCAUGACAUAGAUCUUCCAAUGUCCAAAACGUUACAAAGUUUAUAUGAAUAUAACAUACAAA
Molecule: messenger RNA, 2897 nt
Organism: Myotis daubentonii (Daubenton's bat)
Lineage: Eukaryota; Metazoa; Chordata; Mammalia; Chiroptera; Vespertilionidae
Gene: TNK1
Product: tyrosine kinase non receptor 1
Biological process (GO): protein phosphorylation
Molecular function (GO): ATP binding; protein binding; protein tyrosine kinase activity
Source: RefSeq, a predicted model, not a curated record